GGGAGCUGACCGGAGGUGAGAGAAGGGAGCUGACAGGAGCUGCAGGAAAGGUAAGUUACAGCUUCCUGCCAGCCCCCCUCCCUGGCCAGCUAAUAAGCAGGGAGGGGGGACGAAAAAAAUAUAAAUAAAAUUUUUAAUAAUAUUAAAAUAAAAAAUUAUUAAUAAUAUAAAUAAAUAAAUAAAUAAUAAUAAUAAUAAUUAAAAAAAAUGCCCACCCCCCACCAAGGCUCUGCAUCACAUACACACACUGCAUUCAUACACACACACUGCAUUCAUAAACACACACACACACACACUGCAUUAUAUACACACACACUGCAUUCAUUAUAUACACACACUGUAAGUAAAUAUUCAAUUAAUAUAAUUUUUGGGGGAUCUAAUCUUAUUUAGAAAUUUACCAGUAGCUGCUGCAUUUCCCACCCUAGUCUUAUACUCAAGUCAAUAAGUUUUCCCAGUUUUAUGGGGUAAAAUUAGGGGUCUCGACUUAUAUUCGGGUCGACUUAUACUCGAGUAUAUACGGGUAUAUGUUUUACUACUCUAAAACACUCAUAUUUGUGUUCAGCGAUGUCUCACAGAGGGACUGCACUAUCAUAAUUGGGAAGGAGUAUAUGUUAAGUUGAUCUUCUUUGCAUGUUGAAAUUUUAUUUUUGCAUUCAAUAAAAUGUAAAACAGUACCUGCUACCAUCCGACCUUUGACCACCCUGGCCCUACAUAGUGGAUGCAACAGAGUGAUCUCAGUUAGAGUGGGCUCCACUGUGUACUCAUUUACAUUUAAAUAUUAUUUUACAGUAUUACACUAUCUGUAUUUCUCUUUCUUAUGUCCUUGUAUUAUAUUUUAUUAAGUGAAUUGGAACAAGACACACUGCAAAGUUUUUUUAUUUCGUGUUUUGUGUUUUGAUUUUUAGUGCACUUUGGAAGUGUUGCACAAUAUCGGAAGUUGCACUUUAUUUAACUUAUUUGCACAGAUUACUGUUAGUACUGUAUAGGAGCUUUCUAAGUGCACUUUUAAUUUAUAUAUUGCAUUUUAGAAUUAUUGAUUGAAAUGGCACAACUUUAAGAGCUUUUAUGUCGUAAAGACACAGCACACCUUAAAAUAUUUUUUUUUAUUUUUUUAUAAGUGUAGUGUCAUGGGCUAUUGCAUUUUAUAUGUGCUGCUUGUUUUUGUACAACUUUUCAUUUUUUUCACAAUUGCAUCACAUAGAUUAAUAUCGUUUAGCACCUUUUUUUACCUUUUUUUUAAUAUUUAAUACAGUGCUACAUACACUACACUGACUAUGAAAGCACAACGCAAUGAACCUUGAAGUCAAUAAACUAUAUUGUCAGAAGUGCACACCAGGUCCCAGUUCUUUCAGCUGAAAACAAAAGACUGAUAUGCAAAGAUGCAAUUAACUCCUUAAGGACACAUGACAUGUGUGACAUGUCACGAUUCCCUUUUAUUCCAGAAGUUUGGUCCUUAAGGGGUUAAAGUGGACAAAAAUAAAUAAAUUGCUUAAAAAUUGGAGAAAUGUUGCCAGGCCUGAUGAACCUUGAUUUCUGAGAUGUCAGUAGAAUAGAGGUUUCUCCUGCUUAUCACUGGUUGGGCUUUCUCAAUCGGUUUAACUAUAACAUAACAUUUUUAUGAGAAAAGUAGUGUUGUGUGCAUUACUUGAUACCAUACUCCAAACCUCCCAACAUUUCAAAUGGAAUUAAAGGGACACUAUAGUCACCAAAACAACUACAGCUUAUUGAAUUUGUUCUGGUGAGUAGAAUCAUUACCUUCAGGCUUUUUGUUGUAAUCACUGUCUUUUCAGAGAAAUUGUAGUGUUUACAUUACAGCCUAGUGAUAACUUUACUGGCCACUCCUCAGAUAGCUGUUAGAGAUCCUUCCUGGGUCAUGGCUGCCUAAAAUGCAACCAAACAUUCAGUAUCUCCUCCCUCUGCAUGCAGACACUGAACUUUCCUCAUAGAGAUUCAUUGAUUCAAUUCAUCUCUAUGAGGAGAUGCUGAUUGGCCAGGGCUGUGUUUGAAUUGUGCUGGCUGUGCCCCUGAUCUGCCUCUUUGUAAGUGUCAGCCAAUCCUAUGGGGAAGCAUUGUGACUGGAUCUUCACUGGUUUGGGCAUGGGACCAUGCCUGCGGUCGGUCAAAUAAAUGACUUACAGGAAAUUCCUGAACCCCUAAACUGAUCUGGGUGAUUUUUGGAUAUGUUGGUCACCCAGAUAAGGGCUAACAGGGGAUAAAAUUUUGUGUUUUUAGGGUACUUUUUAGGUGUUUUUAAAAAGUAUGUUUUUUCUGUGCUUGGAGAUAAUUGGAUUAGAAUUAGUACAGUUACUAAUCCAAUUAUCUCCAAGGCAGAGGGGAGGGAUUGUGUGCUGUGUAUGGGAGUGUCGUGCCUUAUUGUUAUUGGUCUGUGAAGUUGCAAAUCAGUCCCCCACAAGGUCCCUGUGGGCGUACCCCUUCCCAGUGUGGCUACCAUUAAACCAGUCCAACUUAAAGGGAUACUAUAGUCACCCAGACCACUUCAGCUCAAUGAAGUGGUCUGGGUGUUAGGUCCCUCUAGGGUUAACCCUGCCUGAUGUAAACAUAGCAGUUUCUGAGAAACUGCUAUGUUCACAUCUGGGGUUAAGCCAGCCUCUACAGGUUAUGACCACUAGCUCUUGUAAGAGCUUCACAGCUAUACGCUAUUGGAGGAGAGGCCUUCCCACUGAGAGCUGGAUCCAGGAGUUAGGUCCAGGGUGGGAAGGGACGGCGAGACCCCAGCCAAGCUGCAUCGGCUAGGGGGGCUAAGGUGCUGAUGGUGUCCGGUGCGGUGCGUAUGUUACUCAAGUCGACUAGGAAGGAACGAUUGGCGGAGGCACCCAGUGGGGGUGUCAGGCGGUCUGUCACAUUCUGCAAUCACCUGAUCUCAAUUCGAUCGAGCAUGCAUUCCAUUUGCUAAAGACAAAACAUAAGGCAGAAAGACCCAUGAACAAGCAACUCAAGACAGCUGCAGUAAAGGCAUGGCAAAGCAUCGCAAAGGAGGAAACACAGCAUUUGGUGAUGUCCAUGCGUUCCAGACUUCAAGUUGUCAUUGCCUGCAAAGGAUUCUCAACAAAGUAUUAAAAAUCAACAUUUAAUGAUUGUGUUAAUUUGUCAAAUUACAUUUCAGCCUUUGAAAUAACAGGACUGUGUAUGAAAAUGGUUGCAAUCCUUAAACGUUUCAUACAAUAUUUUUGUUUAACCUCCUGAAUUAAAGCUGAAAGUCUACACUUCAGUUACAUUUUGGUUGUUUCAUUUCAUAUCCAUUGUGGUGCCGUACCAAGCAAAGAAAAUGAAAAUUGUCCACCUGGAACCACACGGAUAAGGGUGACCCGGAGGACACACAUAGAGGACAUACUCCACAUAGGCAGGUACCCAACGACCUCAGUAGAGUAGGGGAGACGACAGACAAUCACCACGGACCACGUGGGGACGGGGAGGUGUUUUGUUGCUAACCAGCUGUCCAUGCUAGGAGGCUGACAAAAUGUGUUCAUCAUAAGUUGUUUGUUCUUGAACUGUUUGUUUCAUACAACGUAUAAAACUCCAUAACGGAUGGGACCUGCGAGUCCACACUGUUUAAGGAGCCUGCGAGCCCGCACUGUUAUAUACCUUUACAACGCUGCUGACUUACUCUUUGCACUUACCAAGUGACGGACCUGCGAGUCCAAACGAAGUAGAACUGCCUCAAAACGAAAAUAAAAAUUAUAUUUAAAAAAAAAAAAAGAAAAUGAAAAUUGUGUCAGUGGCCAAAUAUUUCCAGGCCUAACUGUAGAUAUUUAUUUUUAGGGUAAAGUUGAUAUAAUUUUUUUUUCUUUUUAAUUUAUAUUCUUUAUUUCUAGUGUGCAAAGAGAUAACACAGUGUUCGGUAAGCCACGGCAGCUUCUGUACACAGAUUGAUAACAAGUCAUACAAAACAUAGUUAUGGCAUUCACAUAUAUCGCACAUUUAAAAUUUUUUUAUGGUAUACUUAGAUUACAGGCUGAGCAGUAUACGUCUGGAAUUACUGUUAAGGGAAAGUGGCUGAGCUUUGCAUAUACAUAGGCAUGUUGCUCAUCAUAUUAAGGUAAUACGGUAAGUAGAGCAUGAGGAAAUGCACAAGGCUAAUAGCUAGUAAAGACAUACUGAGUUGUUAUGCUAAACAAUACUGUUAUUGUGCCACUGGGUACUGGUAACAGGCUUCUGAGUUGGAAGUAGCUCCAUUUUGCCUAUGUAUUAACAUGGUCUGUGAGACUUGCAGGUAUCACGUACCUAUGGACUUUAAGAAAAAGCAUAAUAAAAUAUAUAUAUAAAAUAUGUGGCUCAUAGGUAGCAGUGUGCUGUCAGUUCAGCCUCUGCCCGACAAGUAAUGUCCCGACAACCAAGAAGAGUGUUCAUUAUCUGCCUUGCCAGAGUCUCUGGGAGCUCGUGUUCGGCGUUGCCGAGUAAGUAAUAGACCACCUUGCUGCUUGUGAGCACAGACCCGGCCUCCUCCAGUGUGCCCCACAGAGCAACUGCUGCGAGAUCGUAAAGUAGGUCAUCUGAGAUGUCUAGGUGUUUGCUGGCUUUGCGCGGGUUUCUCCACUGCCUGUGUCGCCGCAUUACGCUGGGCUGGAGCCACAUGAGGUCGUGAGCAUUGGGUGUGAGGACCUCUUUUGCCGUUCCUAUGCCUGUUGUACCUUGCUGGAAUGCCCUGGCUGUCGGCGGCACGGCAGUGUCUGAGGUACUCGCCUCUGUAUACCCUCUUUUGACAGAGUGACAGGUUUCCCCGCAGGUGUUUUUGUAACUUUGCCUUGCUGUCGGUUCGAGCGGGUCGGAGCUGUCGUGGCAGGCCUCUGCUUUCUGUGGUGGAGUUGGGUAGGUGAGGUGGGAGUACUGGAUCUGUUGGCUAUGCGUGUCCAGAAAUCUCGGCAUAGCAUUUCAAAUUUGGCUUCGAAGCCUCUUGCCCAUUCCAGGCUGUCUGGGUUUGCUUGCUGCUGUGAAGGCCUCUGUGUGGUGGCCAUCUUUGAUUCGCCACGCGGUCUGGGACUCUGCCGCUUUUGAGCUUCGCAGGCUAGUAGUGUGCCCAGUGGGGACAGGGAUAACCCCCGCCGGUCCAGAGGGGUGGGGGGUAACGGGGUGUCUGUGGCUGUUCCUUAAGAUGCGAGGUCUUAAGCAAGAGGUCGGCCACCUCUCCUAGCCGUCGGGCCCGCAAUCCUGAUAGGCUGCAAGGCCAGAAGGUAAUAUACUCUGUCAAGAGUAAAUAGUUUGGGAUCUUCUGUAUACCUGUCGUUUAAGAUGCUUGUCAAGGUAGUUUCUAGACCUUCUGCCACUGUUUUAUGUGGGUUUAGUUGCUUUAAAGUUUGUGCUGGCAGGAGCUAUCAGUGAACACCUCUGCCCAGCUUGCUAGUCAGGCCCCGCCCCCUUGAUAUAGAAAUUUUAACUUUAUCUAUGACAAUUCCCCUCUUUUGGCACCACAGUAAAUAAUACACAAGAUCCAGCGUACUCUCCUAUCUACUAAACAGCAACUUCAAUGUUGACAGAUUUUAUUAGUUUUUUUAAAGUUUUUUCUAAAGGUUUUUUUUUUUAAAAAAAACACCUAAUCUAGGCAAAAAAUAAUGGAGAUUUAGUUACAUUAUAUGAUCAUACAUUGCAUAAGCCUGCCAAUUGCUGUUUAGUAGAUAGGAGUAUGGGGAUAUUUAUGGGAUAAUAAUAGUAAACAGUGAGAAUUGCCCACUAAUUCAAUUCUCAGAUCCCAAAUAUCGUUAUCGUGUUAAGUGAAAAGUAUUUCAUAUAAAUAAUAUCACAAUGUUAUAAAAAUAGAUUUAUUUAUAAUAACCAAUUAAUUAAUAAUAAUAAUAAUAUGUAACAUGCGUGACAAUAAUCAAUGAAUAUCCAGUAUAAAAUGGUAUGCAAUACAAAGGAAUGGGUAUACACGUUUCAUUGGCUAAACAGCAUUUUCUGUCAAGACUUUUGACGAUUUAUGACUAUCUUUCACAGAGAGAAAGCUAAGCUUUUCACAGCGAAGGGCCAUAAAACCCUGGCUAACAGUUAGAAUAACCCUUUCAAUGCUGGCUAGACCUCCUAGGUAAUUAAGAUCUAUUCUUAUGUAAUUUUUAAUAAAAUAACAUUUAAACCAGUUCAUUAGUCAUUUCCUGGAACCAUCCAAUAAGAGAAUCUACCAUAUUAUAUAAGCAGAAUUUAAUUUGUCUAAAAGAUAUCUUAUCUUAUAUUAGAGCAAAUCAAUACACCUGGAUAAAAACAGCGGUAUGCUAACACGUGAUAAUAUCACAUUAAUAUAUAAUUAUUCUUAAUUCCACCUGCAGAAUGGACUAUAUAUUCUUUAGUUAACUAAGAUUUCGUGACCUUUAUCCAGUCAUAUAUCAUGCUAUUAGUAAAUUUUAAUUAAUUUAAAUUAAUUAAAUGAAACCAGUAUAAUUACCAGUUGAGUAGAUAUUUCAUCCGAUUGGUAGAUAGUCUCAGGAACUUAUUUGGAUGUCUGUAGGUGCAUGAGUUAUGGUGAAAGGUGGUGUUGGUUAGAAAGUCAGUAAAAUUCUAAGUGUUAGAGUUUUAAGAGUAGAGUGUUAGUCUCAGAUGUUGUCCUGGGUUUCUCUGCAUGUCCGAGUUGGAGUCCCCAAACUUCCAAUUCCUCUCUCCUCUUUUUCCUUCUUCUUUGCAUACCCCCUGUCUUCCCUUUGUCCUAACUUUUAAAGGGAAAAUUCACUAGUUGGUAAACCAAUAGCAACACUGGGGGUGUGGUUAUCUUCCAGAUCGCAAUUUAGUUAUUUGAUCUAUAGAGGGCAGUCUUGUCCCACUAAACAUACCUAUCCAGGAAAGAGUUAACUUUUCCUGGUGGCUAUUUUGACGUCAUUUUGGCCUAUCUUUAUAGUGCCAUAACUUACGUUUCCUUUCACUUCAAAGGGUUUUCUCUUAGUUUUGUCCAGACUUAGUGUCUGUGAUUCCUGCUAUAAUUUCUGAUAUGGCAGAUCGUGAACUAAGUUUAACCUUAAACUUACAAUGGGGUCUUGUACAUAUAGAAAGUAAAAUUUUAUUAUUUAAUCUUCUCUGUCACAAAUGUCUGGGUUUAGAAUUGAUCUAUUCCAUUAGCAUUUUAGACAGUCUAUCCAACCCCCGUUCUCCUUAUCACUUGGUUUGUAUAUACUAUGCAUUCCUUUAGCUCUGGCAAAGUGGUUAGUUUUACAGAUAGAAAUCUUGUGUCUUUUGUUAACUUGGAAAUAACAAAAUGGAGUCUGGUCUGUUCAGAGUGAUUCAGAAUAUACACUUUUAAUUUCUAUCAUAGCACAAGAUGUCUGCCGAUAUAAACACUCUGACAGGAGAGUGCGCUGGAUCUUGUGUAUUAUUUAUUGUAUAAUAUGGCCCCCAGCAGCACAUGUUCAGGUGAGUGCAACCACCCCCCCAUGUUUCAUAUAUGAAUAUAUUUGGGAGUCUAGCCAACUCCUUGGUUUUGCACCCCUCCCUGUCACAGGUGCCUCAUCUCAGGUCCCUAUUUAGCCUUGUACUGCAGAAAACCUCAAAUGGAUUUUUUUUCCCCUAAGUAAGUGAGUUAUUCACAUAAGAGUAGACAUUAGACUGUGAGAGUAGGACCUGCCAAAGAUGGGGUACAUUGACAUUGUGGCAGGCUUAUGCAAUGUAUGAUCAUAUAAUGUAACUAAAUCUCCAUUAUUUAUUGCCUAGAUUAGGUGUUUAAAAAAAAAAAAAAAAAACGUUUAGAAAAAACUAAUAAAAUCUGUCAACAUUGAAGUUGCUGUUUAGUAGAUAGGAGAGUGCGCUGGAUCUUGUGUAUUGUUUUUUGGCACCACAGGUGAGAGUUCUCGGCAAGGUAUAUCCAGGUAUACUAGUUAUACCUGUGGGACUUUAAUUAAAUUUUCACCUCGGUUUUCUUGCCAUCUCAUACCAAAGGAGCCAUCAAGGAGACUUGUCCAGACAUCUGUGGGUUACAGGUUAAUAUGUGUUAUUAAAUCCAAGUCUCAUUUUUCAAUACAUCCAUAAGUUAAAACAGGUAAGAAGAAAGAAAAGACAUUUCGCAACAAUUAGUGGGUGCAGUAUGUUUAAGACUCAUCUAGCGGAAUUACUUACUUGAGAGUCUUAUCUAAGAAUAUCAAGGUUAACAAAAAGUAACAUUUCAUGAGAAAGAGAAGGGGUUUCAGCUGCCAAGACUGCUGACAGAAGCAGGAGUGAAGAAUUUAACUUUUAACCCUCUCAGACGUGGAAGGACUUAACUAGGGCAAAGGUUUUAACCCUUUAUUUACCUUUAUCUAUGACAAAGUCAGUAAAUGUGCCAAGGAUCAUCAAAGGUAGGCACAUGAGAGUGACUGUACAUGUCCCCGCUCACAUAGGAGGAGCAUCAUCCCAUCAGCUCUAGGAAUAUAGGCUGCUUUACUGGUACACUUGAGCAUUGCUUUUGAGUUCAUGAAUGCACUUAUAAUGCCUUAAAUGCAACUUUUCGUGAACUGUGAGCACAUUUAACCACUUUUUCUCCAUCUCCACAACAGAGGAUAACACUGCUAGGCCCAGGCCCGGACUGGCCAUCGGGCACACCGGGCAAAUGCCCAGUGGGCCGCGGUGGCCGUGGGGCCGAGGCCGGCAGGGGAGAUCACAGGAUCUCCCCGGGCGGCCCCUGCAGGGCCGGCACUGUCCCAGCGCCGGCCCCGCUGUCUGCCACGACGGGUCGGUGGGGAGAUCAAAGCUCUCCCUCACCGGCCCACAUGCGGCCGCCGGCGGGGAGGGAGGGAGGGAGCCAGCCAGGCUGGAGAGAGGACCCGGCGGAGCUCUAAUUUGCAGCUCCGCCGGGUUCCUCUCGCGAGAUCCGGCGCGUUGCCAUAGCAACGACCGGAUCUCGCGAGAGUUCUCACCCACGAGGACCACCAGGGAACCCCGCCACCCCGCCUGCCAGGUGCCAGCGUGCCGGUCCCCCCCCCCUCCCUCUCCCAGGCUAAAGGUAAGAAGGGAGGGGGGGGGAAUAAUGACUGUUUUUUGUUUUAUUUAUUUUUUUUAUUUACCCCCCACACACAAUAACAUUUAUACAGCACUCUCACACCCAUCACACACAGCACUCUCACACCCAUCACACACAACACUCUCACCCAUCACACACAGCACUCUCUCACAGCACCCUCACACCCAUCACACUCACUGCACUCUCUCACAGCACUCUCACACCCAUCACACACAGCACUCUCUCACACAUCAUACACAGCACUCUCUCACACAUCAUACACACACAUCACACACAGCACUCUCACACACAUCAUACACAGCACUCUCACACUCAGCACACUCAGCACUCUCACACACAUCAUACACAACACUCUCACCCAUCACACACAGCACUCUCACACCCAUCACACACAGCACUCUCACACACAUCACACACAGCACUCUCUCACACAGCACUCACACCCAUCACACACAGCACUCUCUCACACAUUACACACAGCACUCUCUCACACAUCACACACAGCACUCUCACACCCAUCACACACAGCACUCUCUCACCCAUCACACACAGAACUCUCUCACACAGCACUCUCACCCAUCACACACAGCACUCUCUCACACAUUACACACAGCACUCUCUCACACAGCACUCUCUCACCCAUCACACACAACACUCUCACACCCAUCACACACAGCACUCUCUCACACAACACUCUCACACUCAGCACUCUCACAGCACUCUCACACACACAGCACUUUCACACACACAGCACUCUCUCACAGCACCCUCACACCCAUCACUCUCACAGCACUCUCACAGAGCACUCUCUCACACAGCACGCUCACACUGCACCCUCACACUGCACCCUCACACACGGCACCCUCACACACGGCACUCUCACACCCAUCACUCACACCGCACCCCUCACACACACACACCGCACCCUCACAUACACACAGAACCCCCCCAACACACAGAACCCCCCCAACACACUGCACCACACACAUACUUCCAAAUAUAUAUAUAUAUAUAUAUAUACACACACACACACACACACUACACUCUUAAAGGACCACUCUAGCCACCCAGACCACUUCAGCUUAAUGAAGUGGUCUUGGUGCCAGGUCCUUCUAGGGUUAACCUAUUGUUUUAUAAACAUAGCAGUUUCAGAGAAACUGCUAUGUUUAUCAAUGGGUUAAGCCUUCCCCCAAAGCCUCUAGCAGCUGUCUCAUUGACAGCCGCUAGAGGCGCUUGCAUGCUUUUCACUGUGAAAAUCACAGUGAGAGCACGCAAGCGUCCAUAGGAAAGCAUUAUAAAUGCUUUCCUAUGCGACUGGCUGAAUGCGCGCGCAGCUCUUGCCACGCGUGCGCAUUCAGCCGACAGGCCGGAUCGGAGGAGGAGAGCUCCCCGCCCGGCGCUGGAAAAAGGUAAGUUUUAACCCUUUUCCAGAGCCGGGCGGGAGGGGGUCCCUGAGCCACAUAUGCAUCACAUUACACCACAAACACAACACGACUAAAACCGACCUUAUUACACAAUACCACACCACGACCAGCUCACUCUACACACACGCAAUACCACAAGCAGGCUCCAAACACAUGCACAAUACUCUUUCCUGGCCUUUUGUCUCCUGGUAUCCAUUUAUAGAGACACCAGAGACAAGUUGCAAGGAAACACAGUGCAAGCAUGUUAUUAAAUUUGCUUGCACUGUGCAGAACAAAUACAGGACUUUUUUCUCAUGCUAGAGCUCUUCAGCAGAGCUCUGCGCAUGGUCUGCCCUGGAAGAGCAUUGAACCAACAUGCUCACUUUGAGAGGAGGCAUGUUUGCCAUUGGUGAUGACAAAACACACCUCCUCUGCCCCGCCCCCUUUUUAGUGGGCCGCUGUGUUAAAAAAAUGCCCGGGCCGAAUUUUUCUCCCAGUCCGGCCCUGGCUAGGCCAGUGGAUGAUCUGGAAGACAUUUUGUGUGUCAUAUGGCUCCCUCACUCUCUCCCCCCCAUCCCUCCACGCACCCAUCCAACCUUACCUGCCACACUUAGAGUCUACAGAAACUUUGAAUCCCUUGAUCUGCAGCAGCCUUCCAUUGACUACUAACCUCUCAUAUCAUCUCAGCUACCACAUGCCCUAUGGCAACUUCCCCUUUUAACUUUACCAAGUGCCUUAGAUAAACUAUGGUGAUAGGGAGGGCUGCAGUCAGUGUAAGAGGGGAGCUUACAUCUGUUGGCAGUGUGCAGUGUACUCCGAUGACAGAUGGCUUUUAUGCACAGAAUGGACAUUAGGUAUCCCAGAACAAAGUUCCAGACUACCUAAAUCAUAUAUGCUGGGGAUGUAACCAGCCCCCCCCACACCCAAUUGCCAAACAGAAACACUGCAUAUCCAGACUCACACCACCAUAACCACUACAGAAAGCAGAAGAGGUCAUAGUGGUAGGAGUAACCCUUCAAUGAGAGUGUUUAAAAUUGGUCUCAAGCCAUUUAGGAGUUAGCAGAUCUUAAAGUGAUUCUUCAAAAUGGAUACAAUAAAUAUUGGAUGAUAUAUUGAAUAUAUUACAGUAAAUAUACAGUAUCCAAGUCCCCUGGAAACUACAUAAAUACUGCCUAAUUCGAAAUCUACUAACAUACUUGAUCCUGCCAAUUUAUUUUUUGCCUACCCACACCUGUCAGUAUAUUAUUAUAAGUGCACUGUAAUAACACGCGGACCUCCAUACUGCCAGAAACAUCCACGUUCUCAUUCUACGCCGACAGCUUUGCUGCUGUCACAUGACCACCGACUGACGCGCGGAUUGGUCCACUCUCUUAGCGGCGCUGUAAAAGGUCAUGUGACUGUCCUUUCUUGUCAUGUGACCUGCUGGCUCCACAGGGAGGAAAGAUGGCGACCUUACCGCAGUGGAGGCGUUUAGUGUUCUUUGAGAAGGAACCGGUCCGGUUACCGGGAGAAGAUGAGCAACUUCUCAGCUUGCCGCCUGGACUGAGUGUGUGCGACUCCGGCCGGGGCAGCUUGUUAUUCGGAGAUAUCCUGGAGUUUUAAUGGGAUGUGUAGACUGGUGUACAUUGUUAUUAUUAUUAAUAUCUGUACUCUUUGUAUAGAAAUGUAGGAUAAUAGAGGAUAAAAUGCCUGUGGACUAAAAAAUAAAUAUAUAUCAAAAUUUGGCCCCUUAGUUUCACCACUCACUGGCCCCUAAAAUAUCAAAACAAAAGCCCAAUUAACGAAGAGGGUUCUGGAAGGGGUUAUCCUCCUGUUUGAAGGCCUGUCACAAAAUUGUAAUAGUUCUAUAAUUGUGCAGUUUCAGUAACUUAAAGGUGUUUCCUUCUGCAAAUGUUUAUUGUCUGUACUUUAUUUCUAUAUUGUGCCCAUGGCUUGUCAACCAUGUGUUUUGCCCUUUUUGGCAUUGCUAUGGAACCUAUACAUUUUAGAGGGAGUAAUGUCUGCUUUUAAUAAUCUUUCAAAUUUAAGGUCAUAAUAGACAGAAUAGGAAAAUUUUAAAUCUUCAAGUUAGCUAUGCUUUCACUUCAACUGCUUUUGAUUUGAAAUUCACUUUUGUAAAUAACCCUUCACGCGCCCAAACUUUUGCACAAUUCAAGCAACAGUGCUUUUUCCAGUCUACCAUUCUCCCAGUUUGUGCUUUCCAUCCUCCAUCUCUCUACCCCUAUCCAAAUGUAAAUUUUGUCCCCAUUUCAGUUUUGCUCAUUUUUAUUUUCUUUAUUUCAUCUCACUUUCUCUGUAAGACCCCACUCCUCUUGCAGAAAGAAGACUGACUCUAGUGACUGUCAAUCUGAAUAUUCUAUCUUAAAGGGUUAUUAAUUAAACAUCGCAUUACUGAAUUAAAUACAAAUUAAGACAAAAAUUACUUCACUGUCACUAUUUUAGUUAUGUUACCAUUUGGAUUUAAUUUACUAAAAUUUUAAGUUGGUAAAAAUAGCCCUAUACAUGUUUGGCAAGUCCUCUCUCUUACCAUUCACCUUCAUUCUAGAAAUGAUGUAAUGUUGUCUGUGUCAUUUGGAGGCAGCUGCUUCAUGUAGUCUACUCUAUGCCAUGUGUACAGGAAGUCUUCGGGAUUUGAAAUGUAAAUGAGUGAUGAUGUGUAUCUUUUAAUCUAUGCACUUGCAGACGAUUUCAUCAGCCCGGUGUACUGCCUAUAUUUAUUUUGUUGCAGACCCAAGUCUAAUGUGAAAGAAGUGGAGACAUAGAUCAGUUUAGAAAUUAGAGAAGAUUCUCAGAUGUGAUUUAGUCUUAUGUCCCUUAAUGAAAGGGAAAAACUGAUAUCUUGGUCUUCUGAAGGGAGUAUUGCUGGUUUAUGUUGUCCAUAAAUUUUAUCAUACUAAUAAUGUAUACACAGUAAACUUUUGUUCCAAAAUUGGUCCUUAACGGAGCAUUACAUAUGACAGGGCAGAUCUGGUUCUUGCCACGCUCUCUGCAGCUGACAUCCUUCCAGGCUUACAAACUGCGUGUCACUCACCUUCAUCAGCUGAAGCAGCACAGCAUCCUGGUGUCAGUUGGGGAAGAUGAGGAUGGAAUCAACCCAGUUGUAAGUGUGAAACAGGAAUGAGAGUAUAAAAACAUGAAAUUCCAUCUAUGUGGAACUUAAAGCAGGUAUAUCUAUACAGGAGAUCCCCAGGUGUCAUAAAACUACAACUACCAUGAUGCUUUGCCAGUCUUUAGAAUGACAAAUCCCUUAUGGAAAUUGUAUUUCUUUUAUCAGCAUUCCUGAAGAUGAACAGAAUAUCACACCACUUUAUAGUUGUCCUUCAUAUAAAUGCAAAUUAAGACUUAUUCUAUGCAUGAAUAUAUACCUAAUUACUUUUUGUAAGUCUGGCCUCAUGUUUUGUUAUUUUUAAUAAAGUUAAAGUUUUUUUGUUUUGUGUAUGGAAAAUGGUACAGCAACACGUGCAUGUGUGAAGAACAGAGCUGUUUACACCCACAACUUUAAAUUAAGUGGAAAUGAAAAGAUUAUAAAACAAUGUAUUAAGUUAAAGGAAAUAAGGAAAACAAAUGCUAUGCCUUUGUUAACGAGAUUCUCAGGUGUUGAAUAGGAAAUCUUGUAUUUUGUUACCGGAGGUGUAAUAUUUCUGAUAUCGGUUAUGGGAAGAUUAUAGUGCUAUUGCAACUUCAGGCAAGCAAGAUUCUAAGUGUUGCUUUAAAAAGAACUGGAGGUACAAAUGUUUACAGUUCCAAUUGUAACUUUUUAACUACAGGUAUUUUUGCUUUACAGAUUAUAUGCCAAGAUGUCACCUAUUUUGUAAUUUUGCUGAAAGUGCAAGACAAAAAACAGCAACAAACGAGUCCCACAGUGAAUAAAAGUGCCUGAGUUAGUUUUGCUCCCUCGUGCGAAAUUAUGCAAAGAGAAAAUUUGCAAUCUGAGAUGUCAUGGUGUAUUUUUAAUAUGCAUAUGCUAUUCUCUCAGGUAAAGGUGUGGAACCUGGAAAAGAGGGAUGGAAGUACCCCACUUUGCACUAGAAUCUUCCCGGCUAUUCCGGGCAAUAAACCUACUGUGGUAUCCUGUAUAACCGUCCAUGAGAACCUCAACUUCAUGGCCAUUGGUAAGUGUGCAAUGAUGUAUCCUCCGUUAUCCUUAAACUGAUAUUCCACAUCGCAACCAAAAUCAUAUAACAGCUGGCAUGCUGACCAACUUACUGCUUCUCAUUUAUGAAAAGUAAUGGAUGCACUUGUACAAGAGAAAGCAAAACCGCAAGUGCCCCUGUGCCUUCCCAAUGUAAGUAAGAAAGUGUUUUGACAACUUACCUGGAUUCUGCCAGGUGCCAUCCACCUCCUUCCAGAGAGUCAGAAGCACUUGCCUGAUACCUUCAGCCAAUUAGCUGGCCUUGCACUAUAUGGCUUAGCUCAGGGAAGCUUAUGGAAGCUCAGUGCAUGCUGAAACUGGCUCUAGAUAUGUUGUAAAACUUUUGCAAAUACUUUUACUUUCAUAGGGACGCAACCAUUUUACCACUACAGCAUGCUCUACUGGUUAUGGAGAGAGAGAGUGUGUGUGUGUGUAUGUAUGUAUGUAUAUAUGUGUGUGUGUGUGUGUGUGUGUGUGUGUGUGUGUGUGUAUAUAUAUAUAUAUAAACGUACUCGCGUGCCUGAUGUAACUAGCAUCAAUUUUCACCUUGUUUUAUAGUAUGAGUCACAAUUACAUUUACCCAUGAGUGUGAACCUUAUCUAAAGGCUAAUUUUUUCUAUGCCUAAAUGUCUGUUAUUGUCUGCUCAGUGGAGUUUACUGGGGAAUGCAAAUUCAGUGGAAACAGAAAAGAGGGAGGUAGUGGAAAAUGAAUCCUUAGAGCUUUUAAACUACAAAGGUUUAUAUGAGUUGCAGGACUACAGGAAAAUAUUGGUCUGAAAGCUUAGUUUUGGGACUGUGCAGGAAAUGAUGUCCACAUAACGUAUGGUCCUUGUUUUUACAUUUUUGGCAAUUAAUUUUUGCAUUACAAGGUGUAUCAAUGUCCCAUUCCACCAAACUUCUCAACUAUGAACUCAACAUGAUAAUGAAUCGGUUUGUGUAUUCAUAUUAAAGUAAAUUUUGGCUUUGGGUAAGGGAGCUGACAUGGAACAAUAAAAUCAGGCUUUUGAGCACAUGCUGCAUACAGGUGUGGACUUGGCUUUUUUUCCUGGGUGACAGAUUUAUCAUACUGUGAGUUCAGGCAGUAUUCAGGCCAACCUGACAGUCAGUAAAACUAUUAGCAGCAUUCUCUUAUAAAACCCCAGCAGUGAAUGUAUAAAACAGGUCUGAAUGCUCACCAAUAGCAUCCUAAAUGGGAAAUAAUCUAAGGAAACACAAGUAAGCAACAAGGUGGAAAACCAUAAACCUCCAUACUUGCAUUAUAGUAAGAAAUAUAAACUACAUAUGCCUUUACUUAAGAUAGGAGGAAAAAAAAAAAGGAAAAAUAUAUAUGUAUAUACUACCUGGCCAUAGGCACCGGUGGAUAGCUUAUAGCAGAGGCUUACAUAUGCAACCUGAGUAUUAUUCAUCAUCGAAGAGAGAGAAUUUUAUAUUGGACCCCAUUUACUAAAUGGGGCAUACCCAGGUAGUCAACUUAUAUUAAAGGCUUAUUCCAACCCCUCAAAAAAUUUUAUUUUUUUAAAUAAAAUACUGUUUGGUUGUUGUAACCUUUUGGUGAUGCUCCUUCCCAUCAAACGAAAUAACCUUACCUGUAAUCCUGCACCAAGGCCAAGUUCUCCCUGCAGCCCAAUCAUCCUCUUGUGAUGUUAGUCCCUUUCAUUGCUAGAGCAGGGAUGUCACUCAGGCAGAGCUGAUGGAGGGCUUGCAGCUGUGACAUGCAACUGCCACUCUCUCCCACCCCCCUUUUUCUCUCAGGCCAUGCUGCCUAUCUCUACAUUUUUACCAGUUUUAAAGGACUCUGACCCCAGAAUAGUUCUUAUGUGCAGGGCAUUCUAAUCAUAAUGUGGGAUUGUAUAUCUUGUGGAUCAUUAGCCAAAUCUGCUGUCUGCUGUACUAAUUAGCCUCUAAAGAGUCCUGGGCUCAUCAGAAUGGCAUCGGCUCUGUUUAGAAGUUAGCUCUGUCUACAUUUUUGAUAUAUUAACCCAGGUAGUUCCUGUGAAGUCACACAAUUGGCUUUCUACAGAUCUCUCACUAAUCUUCUGCACAAAUUAACACUGUUAAACAGGAACUCUUAAAUCACAAGUAGUAAGUUGGAUAAAGAUGUCUUUUUUUGGGGGGGUAAGGUGGGUCUGUUUACAAAACACAAAAACAAACAAGAAAAUUUAAUUAUGUCUGUUCCCUCACUGCACACUUCGUCACCUUCUAACAUUCUGUCAAGGUCACGUAUAUUUUAUCGAAACUACUGACCAUCUCAAGAAUGAGAAAGAACACCGUAUCUGCUUUCCAAACAUGCAAGCCUCUUUUUCAACCUGUAUUAGCAUGCCUUAUGACGGGAAAACUCUCCAAUCUGUUUAAUUUUCACAUCAGUUUAUAAAACUGAUCAAUGUUACCUGAAUGUUUGUUCAUACCGGAUGCUGUUGGUUUUUUCUCUUAGGUUUCACAGAUGGCAGUGUGGUCUUAACCAAAGGCGAUAUAACACGGGACCGACAUAGUAAGACUCAGAUUCUACAGGAAGGGAAUGAUCCUAUUACAGGAAUGGCUUUCAGGCAGUCGGGCAAAACCACUCACCUAUUUGUGGUCACAACAGGAAGUGUGAGGGUAAGAACUUUGUCUAUGUAUGUUUGAUGCAUAAUAUGAAGUGUUUUAGUCACCGUAUUAAAGGAAAACAACAAGCACCAUAACCACUACAGCCCAUUGUAGUGGAUAUGGUGCCAGGAGUGCUGUUAGUAUGGUUUGACAACUUACGUACAACUUACUAGUUCUACAAAGCUAAGAAGGGCCAUAGAGAGGACCUUGGACAAUAGUGCUUAUGGUGCAAGGAAUCUGUUCCUUUUAUUUCCAGUACUGAGGUUGUUGUUUUUUCUUUCUUCUUCUUUUGCUGUUAAAUAUUGAUUGUAAUAAUUAUGCCCUAAACAUUUAUCCUAAUUCUUCUCACUUUAGUGUGUGUGUGUGUGUGUGUAUAUAUACCUGAAAUCUCUCUCACUCACCUCUUGGCUUUUUCCUGUGACUAGAUGUGUAGCCCUGUACUGAUUUAGGAUUUUCUUUCUCUCUCUUUUAGUCUUAUGACCUGACCCAGAAGGAUUAUCCAUACACCGAUUUAGAUACCCAUGGUUGUGGUCUUCGAUGUUCUACUCUCUCUGAUCCAUCUCAGGACCUCCAGUUUGUGGUGGCUCGUAAUGACUGUGUGUAUCUAUAUCAGCCAGAUGAGAGGGGACCCUGCUUUGCCUUUGAAGGACAGAAACUGAUUGUGCACUGGUAUCGUGGCUAUCUAAUUAUCGUGUCAAGAGACAGGUGUGAUGAAGUUGUUUACAUUUCCACUUGAUAUCUGUGUGUGUAUCUGUGUGUGUGUGUAUGUAUAUAUGUAUGUGUAUAUAUAUAUAUGUGUGUGUGUGUGUGUGUGUGUGUGUGUAUAUAUAUAUAUAUAUAUAUAUAUAUAUAUAUAUAUAUAUAUAUAUAUAUAUAUAUAUAUAUAUAUAUAUAUAUAUAUAUAUAAAUAAAAAGGGAUACCGGCACUCAAGGAAUUUCAAAAGUUUACUUCUUAGUUGCAUCUGAAAUCGACGUUUCAGCUCCUCUCAGGGAGCUUUCAUCAGGACAAAGACAUUCUUAACAAUGAAAUAAACAUACUUAUAUAGGAGAUGUUAUAAUAGCAUACUCACAUUCAGCUGUUGAUCGCCAGCUGCUCUGCAUCGCCAUCAACCACCGGGAACGUCAUGCCCCUUACUGUGUUGUACUAUUACUUCCUGGUUUAGUCAUCUGAUUACAGAAGCUGUUCUGAUAGGACGAGCCCCACGUCGGCUAGGAAACCGAAAACGCUCGCAUCCCAUUGGAGGGAGAUGCGAUAUUAUCAAUGCCAGUGUGUCUAAUUUGUCUAAGUGGGAAUUGACAACCCCAGAGAUCCAUCUUUUGAGUAAGGGCCUCUCCUUUAUCCCUACCACUUCCCCUAAUUCAUUCCAGUGGGAGAUUGAUCUCUAUAAAUUUGGUCGAUCUUUGAGAUUGAAAGAUUUUUUUAAAAACCCAGUUAUUCCAACUAUAGCGACGACUUCUGUACGAAGUUUAUUUCGAUCUAAAUCACCCAGCACGUUUGAUCCUCCUGUUACACAAGCCACUAUUAAGACCUUCUUGUCUACGAUGAAGUGGGAAUCUGAGAGUAUUCUUCAGCACCACCGUCCUAAACACUUCAAUCUCUCAAAAAUGGAACGUAACUUAAUAAAAAGUCUGUCAACAGAUCCAACAAUAGUCAUUCGUCCUGCAGACAAAGGAGGGGGGAUAGUGGUCUUGGAUUAUGAGUCUUAUGCUUCAGAAAUUAGACAACAACUAAAUGAUCCUAAGACCUAUCUACGGUUAGAACAGGAUCCAACCCAUUUAAUUGCCAAAAAAAUUGAAGAUGUACUCACCUUUGGAUUACAUGCUGGGCACAUAGAUCUGGAAUUAUUCCAAUUUCUUCAAAAUAAACAUCCUCGUGUACCAAUAUUGUAUACACUACCGAAAAUACAUAAAAAUCUUACGAAUCCUCCUGGUCGUCCUAUAGUAUCAGCUGUACAAGGAAUCUUAGAACCUAUAGCUAGAUAUUUAGACCAUCUAUUUAAGAAUCCAGUGACCUCUCUUGAAACCUGCAUCAAAGACACUCCUGACCUUCUCCAGCGAUUACAUGAUGUAGGUACUUUCAAUGGUAUCCUAAUGACAAUGGAUGUAGCUAGUCUGUAUACUGUUAUUCCCCAUGAGACAGGGGUUCAGGCCAUGCGUAAUUUGCUCUCUCACUCACCACAGUAUCAAGGUCCAGCAAUAGAAUUUAUCUUGGAACUUUUGAAUAUUACCUUACAAAAUAAUUACUUUCGUUUUGAAAAUGACUGGUUCCUACAAAUAGCGGGCACUUCGAUGGGGGCCGCCAUGGCUCCAAUGUACGCUAACACAUUCAUGUAUGACUAUGAAACUAAAAACAUCCUUCAGGUAUAUGCACAUCAAAUUACCCGAUAUUUCAGAUUUAUCGAUGACAUCUUGAUCUUAUGGGGAGGCUCUAAGGCAGAAGCUAUCCAAUUUGUACAAGAACUUAAUGAUCUACCUACACCAAUCAGAUUAACUUCGAAGGUCAGUGAGUCCAGUAUUCAAUUUCUGGACAUAGAAAUAAUGAUUGUCAAUCAACAUUUGGAGUAUACCCUUUUUACAAAACCUACGGAUCGUAAUACAUUAUUACACUUCAACAGUUUCCAUCCACAACAUCUGAAGCAAUCGUUGCCUUACUCCCAGUUUUUAAGAGUGUUUCGAAACAACUCACUGGGAGAACAAAGAGAACAACAACUGGUACAGAUGUAUGAGAAGUUUCAAACAAGAGGAUAUCCCCGACUGGUCCUUGAUGGGGCACUAUCUAAAGCGAGACUUAAGUUUGCUUCCCAUUUACAGAAGGAAACCAAAAAGCUUGAAACACGAUGUAGGUUCUCCAUGCAGUUGAAUACAGCAAGUUUUGAACUAAACUCUAUGAUCAAGAAGCGAUGGCAUGCACUGGAAUUGGAUCCUUCACUUCCGGAGAUUUUCCAAGAGACCCCUAUGAUCUGCUAUAGACGGAAUAAGAAUCUGAAGGAUUUAUUGGUCAUGACGGACCCACGACAUUGCUACAAUAAGAUAAGGAAGGACAAUACCAAUGUAGGAUGUGUGAGAUGUUUAGGAUGUGUGACCUGUGGUCACCUCAUCCCUUCAAAAACUUUCACACAUCCAUACACAGGUAAAAUAUACAAAAUCCAACAACGGAUUCAUUGCUGGACCGACCAUGUAAUUUAUAAAUUGACAUGUCCUUGUGGACUUAAUUACAUUGGUAAAACAGAGACAGCUCUCUGUGAGAGAAUUCGUGGCCACAGGUCUAGUAUCCGGCUAGCCUAUCGGGAUGGCAAGUCGGACAAACCAGUGGCCAGACAUUUUUUGGAACAACGUCACCAGUUGACUUCUCUCAGAUGUGUUGCAAUUGAGCAUGUUCCUGUAUCUCCUCGGGGAGGAGAUAGAGCUAAAAUUUUGCUGCAGAGGGAAGUGUACUGGAUAUGUCAGUUGCAAACCCUCUCCCCUAAAGGCUUGAAUGAGAAAUGCUCCUUUGCGGCAUUCUUAUAAGAUCUUUAAGAUUGAUUAAAAUUACUUUUCAAUUAAAUAAUAUGGAUUGACCCUUAGACAGAAUUAGUUUGUGGGGGAUGAUUAACGUUAAGUGAGAUACUCAAAGCUAGCACUAGUUUAACUGUGGACAAUACCGGUAACUAUUUUUAUUUUAAUAUAUUUAGUAUGUUUUAUACAUUUUUUGAAGUUCUUUUAAGUUUAAUAACUUGUUUUUUAGGAUUAUGCAAGAUCAUAUCGUGUUUGUUUGCGAACCAGAAUGAGCAUGAAUUAUAACCACAUUUGUAAGUUUACACUCCCCUUGAUUAAAUUCAAGAGGUUGUUUUCACAGAUAUUCAUAAGGAGUAGAUUUUUUACUCAACACAUUAAGAGUAAGUACUUAGAUUAUUUUUAUCACAGUAUUAUAUUAAUUAUACAUAUUUUGAAUUAAUUUUCCAGAUAUAUAUGUAUAUUAAAUCCCUUUAUUUAGGAUGAUAUACCUGAUUCAAUAUGAAUUUAUGUAAUGUUGGUUCACUUUUGCAUAGAAUUAUUAUAUAUUGAUAUUUAUUGCCAUGUGUCUAAUUAUGUAUGAUUUUCUGAAGAAUAUAAUGAGGGUGUUAUAUGUAUUAUCUUCUACAUGGGAUAUUAUAUAUAUUUAAUCGGGGGCUUCUUAUCAUUUGUGGUUUAAUAAGUAUAUUGCUUAUCAUGCUGGGCAUCUCCAAUCAACCAUCGGGGUUACAUAGGGAACUAGUUUUUGCUUCUAUUCCUGUGCUGCCGGCUGAUAGAUUAUUCCUGCCUGACACUGGCAUUGAUAAUAUCGCAUCUCCCUCCAAUGGGAUGCGAGCGUUUUCGGUUUCCUAGCCGACGUGGGGCUCGUCCUAUCAGAACAGCUUCUGUAAUCAGAUGACUAAACCAGGAAGUAAUAGUACAACACAGUAAGGGGCAUGACGUUCCCGGUGGUUGAUGGCGAUGCAGAGCAGCUGGCGAUCAACAGCUGAAUGUGAGUAUGCUAUUAUAACAUCUCCUAUAUAAGUAUGUUUAUUUCAUUGUUAAGAAUGUCUUUGUCCUGAUGAAAGCUCCCUGAGAGGAGCUGAAACGUCGAUUUCAGAUGCAACUAAGAAGUAAACUUUUGAAAUUCCUUGAGUGCCGGUAUCCCUUUUUAUUUACAUUCGAGCUGACCAGAGCACCAGGUACUGUCUUUCAUAAGUUGGAGUGCAAGGGUUCUUGUAUUUUUAUAUAUAUAUAUAUAUAUAUAUAUAUUUGUGUUUCCUAUUUAUUAUAAAGUGAAAACGGGUUCUAGAAUUCUCCGCAUGGUUAAAACUUGACAUAUUAAAACACAGUUAUAUCCAACAAACAUUCAGCAACACUGGAUGCAUCAAAACAAACAACAAUUUAACAGGUAGAAAAAUAUACUGUGGGUUUUGAGUGCCCUAGCCACAAGCUUGGUAGGUAAACCUUGACUGUUUUUUAAAGGUUUAUUCAGAAAAAUGUUGGUAUCAUGUAGACAUGACUGUUUUAAUUAGUCAAAUGAUUUGUACAGCUCUUGAACCUCCUAAAGGUUUACUCGAACCAGCAUUCCAGGUAAGUUAAAAAAAAUAUCUAUAUUUAUUUUUUUUCCCUUCAAAAUUUAGGUGAGUGGGACCUAAGGAAUAGGGCAUUAUAAACAGACGGCACAUGGUUUUUUUUGGGUUCAGAUUCUUAAAAAAUAAAACGUCUCUGACACUUUGUUACUCUGAAGGCUAGCAAGGCAUCAUGGCAGAUGUAGUUCUAUAUUAUCUGGGGAUCUAGCUUUUGGGCACCUCUGCUUUGGAGAGCUGCCAAUGCUAAAUACACUUAUUCCAUGCCUUUUGUGGCCAGACUGAAAAUAGUAAAACUUGGCAUUUGAUUCUUAAAGGGACUCUAUAGUCAGCUGAACAACUUUAGCUUAAUGAAGCAGUUUUGGUGUAUAGAACAUGCCCCUGCAGCCUCACUGCUCAAUCCUCUGCCAUUUAGGAGUUAAAUCCCUUUGUUUAUGAACCCUAGUCCCACCUCACUGCAUGUGACUCGCACAGCCUUCCAUAAACACUUCCCGUAACGAGAGACCUAUUUAGGCUUUCUUUAUUGCAAGUUCUGUUUAAUUAAGAUUUUCUUAUCCCCUGCUAUGUUAAUAGCUUGCUAGACCCUGCAAUAACCUCCUGUAUGUGAUUAAAGUUCAAUUUAGAGAUUGAGAUACAAUUAUUUAAGGUAAAUUACAUCUGUUUGAAAGUGAAACCAGUUUUUUUUUCAUGCAGGCUCUGUCAAUCAUAGCCAGGGCAGGUGUGGCUAGGGCUGCAUAAACAGAAACAAAGUGAAUUAACUCCUAAAUGGCAGUGAAAUAGCAGGGGAAUGAUCUAUACACUAAAGUAAUUUAGGUGACCAUAGUGUUCCUUUAAUGUGUCCAUCUUGCAUGGUUUAAUGGCACAUAGCAGUGCUAAACUAUGUAGUUUUGUUGUUUGUUUGUUUUUUUUUUUUUUUUAAUAGGUUGGCUGUAUCUCUGUGUGUGUGUGUGUGUGUGUGUGUGUAUAUAUAUAUAUAUAUAUAUAUAUAUAUAUAUAUAUAUAUAUAUAUAUAUAUAUAUAUAAUCUAUCUAUAUCUCUAAUUUGCAUAUGCCCACCCAGAAUCCUUUGCAGUAGUAUCACUGCAAAUUUGUGAUUUCAUCUAUCUAUAUGUGUGUGUAUAUUUAUUUAUUUGAUGUCAUGAGUGGGGAAUCCUGUGAGUAGCAAAUCUUUUCUUGUGUUAAGUAUUUAGAUUUUGACAUUCUUUUGGUGUUAGAAGUUGUGACGUGUACAUAGGUUUCAAUUAACUAUUAGACAUACAAGAUUAGAUAGCAAUACUUAUUAUGUGACUUCAAAGAGUAUGAUAGAGCUGUAUGAUUUACUGUAAAAAACAAAACAAAGAAAAGGGUUACCUGGACACUAGCCCAAAUCCAUAUGCAUAUUUAAAUAACUGGAGGUUUUUCGUUCCACUCUAAUGGCCAUUACAUGUAAGCCCACAUGUCACGUCAAGGCAAACCUCCCCCGCUUGGGUCCUAUACUAACAAUGGACAUUGCUUCUUUCAGCUUCAGCCAAAAAAUCUAUGAGACAGAGAGGGGUAUUUUUCUAAAUCCCUACAUACUUAUUAACUCUUAAUAGGGAACACAUGGGCUGGGAGGCAGCAUUGUAACAUAGCUGUGAUACGAAAGCAAAUAGAAAUACCCAUAAAUAAUUCUUGUGCUCAGACUCCCACUUUACUGUAAACAAGCACGCAUAUUGAGCAAUUUGCCAUUGUGAGCUUACAGUCUAGCAGAAUUUCUGCUGUUCCUGCCCUCUAUCUCUGUUGUAUUACCUUUAGCACUUCUAAACGUUUCAAAUGUUUCUCUGCUCACACAGGUCAGAAUUUGCUGUUCGAGCAGGCAAUGACAGCAUGCCAGAAAGACAGACUCUUACCUUAUACGAUCUAGGCAACAAGUUGAUUGCCUUCAGCUGUAUCCUGGCAGACGUGGUGGAUGUACUGACAGAGUGGGGAUCCUUGUAUGUCCUGACACGAGAUGGAUUUUUGCAUGCAUUACAUGAGAAGGACACGCAAACCAAAUUGGAGGUGCUAAACGAUUUCUAUCUCACUUUUUUGUUUGUUUUUUAAAUCUAUUUUGAUGUGGGAAGUCUGUGUUUAUCUAAGAAAUAUAUUGACGUUCCAUAUUUAAAAUUUAUAGAGCUCCCUCAUCUAGCAUGUAUAACCUUCAUGUAAGCGUUAAUGUAUUUGUAUUCUCAAAGAAAUACCAUUUUAUGGAUUGCUAACUUCUAUCACUCGAGUCUAAUCAGAAGAUAUCUAUAUAAUACAUAUUUUUAUUUUAACAUAUUUGACUGUACAGUGUGUGUGUGUAGAUAGAUAGAUAUAUAAUUUCCUCCAUAUUUUACUGUACAUCUCAAUAUGACUCUACACCAGAACCUUCCCUUUAACAUUUAGACUUUCUAUGAUUCUUGGAAAGCUAGAUUAUAUAUUUUUAAUGUUGUAUUUAGGUAUUACACCUCAAAGUUUUGCAGCAUGAUAGGACAUGAUAAAACACUCCAGGCACCAAUGCAGUGGGGUUAUGGCCUUAUUAAUAUGCUGUGGUUUUGUAUGUGCGUUUUUUAUUAUUAUUAUUACUACUUUUAUUUGAAUGUGUUCAAAUCAUUUAUAGUAUGUAAUAAUGAUAAAAUAAUAGUUUCUACACAGUUUUCCAGGAUGCUGCACCAGGCAUCUUAUCUCCUUAGACACAUCCCUCAUGCCAGAAAUACUUCUUUAUUAGUGUAUGCACAAAGCUCAGUCCAUUACAGCGCAGAGUGAGCUGCUUUUAUUCAGUUUUGCUGAAGAUAGUGAGAGGCACUACAGCCAAACAGGUAGUGUGUAACGAGAAUAUACCCCUACACGCAGGAUCCAGCUAAACAGAAGCCAAUACAGAGGAGAGAUACGUCUACCGGACCUUAGAAUGGCCGGACUCGACGUAUAUGAGAGGAGACAGAGCCAGGAACAAACCGAGGUCAAGGGCACAGAGAGACAGCGUAAACUAGGACAAGCCGGGGUCUGGUACACGGAAAACAGCAAGCCGGCAAACAGUACAGAUAAGGAUAAAGCGAAAACGAAGUCAGAAUACGAAGCCAAAGUCAAUACGAGAAAACACAACUGAACACCACAAGCGCUAAAGGGAACUGAAACAGAAACCACGAUAGGGCAACGAGCUAAGGGAAAAAGGUAAGUUUAAAUAGCUUUUAAACGAAAGUGAUUGGCUCCUGUCACUUCCACACCCCCAAAAGGUAAUUGUAUAGGGAGUGUGGUAUGACAGGAGCCAAUGGGAGCCUUUUGGCAAUUAGGCUCCCACUGUCUCUUUAAGAGCGCGCCCGAGACUCGCGGCGCGCUCUUAGUUUCAGGCGGGACACGUGACCGCUUCACGCGGUCACUGCCCGCCUUCCAUCUAAAGCAGUCGGAUGAGCCGCGCGCGGCUCGUGCAGCCGCAGGACCGCGCGCGGCUUGAAGAGAGGACCGCGACCGGCCCCCGGUUAAGGUAAGUAACGCUACAGUACCCCCCCCUGAGGACACGCCCUCCGGGCGGGUAGGACCAGGCCUGGAAGGAAAACGAGAAUGGAAAGAGCGCACAAGACGGGGAGCAUGAACAGCAUCAGCCGAAAUCCAACUGUGCUCCUCAGGCCCAUAACCCUUCCAAUGUACCAAGUACUGAAGUCGACCCCUAAGGAAACGAGAGUCAAGAACAGCAGACACUUCGAACUCCUCAUGACCCUCCACUGAGAUAGGAGGGGGAGGAGGAGUAUGCCGGGUAUAGCGGUUGCGUACGUAAGGUUUCAACAAUGAGGUGUGAAAGACAUUAGGAAUACGUAGAUUCUUAGGCAGGCCUAAGGCAUAAGAAACAGGAUUAACCUUAUGUAUAAUACGAUAAGGUCCAAUGAAGCGGGGAGCCAAUUUCAUAGAAGGCACCCGGAGACGAAUAUUCCGCGUGGAAAGCAAAACCCUGUCCCCCACAACAUAGGACGGAGCUGCUCUGCGAUGCUUGUCAGCCUGAGCCUUCUGGCGAGUAGCAGAGUCCACCAAAGAACGCUGAACCUGCUCCCAAGUAUUACGCAAACCAGCCAAAUGCUCAUCCAGAACUGGCAUGCCCUGUGAGGAGAAUGCAGCCGGAAGAACAACGGGAUGCUGGCCAUAGACAACGUAAAAAGGGGUCUUGCCGGAAGAAUCAUGAGUGGCGUUAUUCCGAGCAAAUUCAGCCCAAGGAAGCAGGUCAGACCAAUUGUCCUGAUGGUGAGACACAAAACAACGGAGGUAUUGCUCCAGAGACUGGUUGGCACGUUCAGCAGCCCCAUUAGACUGGGGAUGAUAAGCGGAAGAAAAUGAGAGAGAAAUACCCAUUUCUGAACAAAAGGCCCUCCAGAACCUGGAAAUAAAUUGGCUACCCCUAUCGGAUACAAUAGAUACGGGAAUACCAUGUAAUCGAAAUACUUCUCUAGCGAAGAUAUGAGCCAGUUCCUUGGAUGUGGGCAACUUGUGAAGAGACACGAAGUGAGCCAUCUUGGAAAACCGAUCCACUAUCAUCAGGAUUACUGUGUUACCAUUUGAAGGGGGUAAUUCAACAAUAAAAUCCAUGGACAGGUUAGACCAAGGUCUCUCGGGAACGGGUAACGGAUGCAACAGCCCACAAGGAACUCUACGGGAGGAUUUCAUACAGGCACAAGUAGUACAAGCACUUAUAUAGUCAGUGACAUCCUUUCGUAAGGAAUCCCACCAAAAAUACCGAGAAACAGCUGACACCGUUUUGGAAAUACCAGGAUGUCCAGCAGUCUUAGUAUCAUGAUAUAAUGACAUAAUAUCCCGUCUCUCAGGAACAUCAACGAACAGUUUAUCAUUAGGCCUCUCGCUAGGUGCCAUGCUUUGUUUCGCUUGUAUGGCCUGCAAGAGGGACGAGGAAAUAGACAAAAUAGUAGUAGCUAUUAUCCUGUCUGGGGGAAUGACAGGAGUAACAUCAAUCUCCUGUUUGUCAGUAGUUUCGAACUGUCUGGACAGAGCGUCUGCUUUAGUGUUGCGAUCACCUGGCCUAUAGGUGAUAAUAAAAUUGAAACGGGACAAAAAUAGUGACCACCUAGCCUGCCUGGAAGACAAUCUUUUGGCUUCGCUAAGGUAGGAUAGGUUCUUGUGAUCCGUAAAAAUGAGGAUAGGAUCCUUAGUUCCUUCUAACAAAUGUCUCCACUCUUUAAGUGCUAAAAUAAUAGCAAGGAGUUCGCGAUUACCCACAUCAUAAUUUUUCUCUGCUUUGGACAUUUGUUUAGAAAAGAAGCCGCAUGGAUGCAAUGGCUUUUCAGGCGACUCUCUUUGGGAUAAGACAGCACCUACCCCAAUAUCCGAAGCAUCAACUUCAAGAAUAUAGGGCAGUGAGGGGACAGGAUGCUGUAAAAUAGGUGCAGAGGCGAACGUAGUUUUAAGAAAUUCAAAAGCCUGAAGUGCCUCGGUAGACCAAACACGAGUAUUGCCAUCCUUUUUAGUCAUACGGGUAAUAGGUGCUACAAUGGACGAGAAACCUUUGAUAAAACGUCUAUAAUAAUUGGAGAACCCAAGAAAACGCUGAAUAGCUUUCAGACCUUGCGGUAGAGGCCAUUCUAUUACAGCAGCAAGCUUCUGGGGAUCCAUACGAAAACCUUUAGCGGAAAUCAAAUACCCCAAGAACUGGACUUCGGUUUGGUCAAACAGACAUUUUUCUAGCUUGCAAUAAAGACCAUUAGCAAGAAGGGUCUUCAAAACUGUCGUAACAUGUCUGUGAUGAGUGUGUAUGUCUGUAGAAUAUAUUAAAAUGUCGUCCAAGUAUACGAUAACAAAUGUGUGAAUAAAAUCUCUUAAGACAUCAUUAAUAAAUUCUUGGAAUACUGCUGGGGCAUUGCAAAGCCCAAAUGGCAUAACAGUAUAUUCGUAAUGACCGGAUCUAGUGUUGAAUGCAGUCUUCCAUUCGUGAUUUUCCUUUAUACGUAUCAAAUUGUAUGCACUCCUAAGGUCUAAUUUAGUGAACACAGUGGCAUGUUUCAGCCUGUCAAAUAAUUCUGUAAUUAACCCCUUAAGGACACAACUUCUAGAAUAAAAGGGAAUCAUGAUGGAAUAUUUCCGUCAUGUGUCCUUAAGGGGUUAAAGGUAUAGGGUAUGCAUUUUUAAUAGUGAUUUUGUUUAGACCUCUAUAAUCUAUACACGGUCUUAAAUCACCUUCUUUCUUCGAUACAAAGAAGAACCCUGCUCCAGCUGGAGAAGAGGAUCUCCUAAUAAACCCCUUUUCUAGUGAUUCCUUAAUAUACUCCUCCAUGACACGGUUUUCUUGAACCGAUAAGGGGUACACCCUGCCCUUUGGAGGUAUAGUGCCAGGCAACAAGUCAAUAGCACAAUCAUAGGGUCUGUGAGGCGGUAAUUUCUCAGCCUCCCUUUUAUCGAAAACAGUCUUUAGAGAUAAAUACUGAGGGGGUAUAGCCGUAGACAAAGGAGGACUGGUAGGUACCUUAAUAGAAUUCAAAGGUGUGACUUCAAACGUACAAGACUCGUGGCAGGCCUCACUCCAUGAUUUUAUUUGCCCUGUCUCCCAGUCAAAAAUGGGAUUGUGAGCACGUAACCAUGGAUACCCUAAUACUAACUGUGAAGAGGGAGAGGUGAUGACCUGGAAUCGAAUGGUUUCAUAGUGUAAAACCCCUGUGUACAUGUGUAAUGGUACAGUCUCAUGAGUAACAACUGGAGAACUUAAUGGUCUACCAUCUAUGGCCUCAACGGCCAAGGGUAUCUCCUUCUCUCUGAUGGGAAUGUUGUUUCUCUUUAUAAAGCCAGAGUCUAUAAAAUUUUCAGCUGCCCCAGAGUCAACCAGAGCAUAUAUGUUGUCAACUAUACAAAUCUCUCCCAUAUAUAAAGAAACCGGGAGAAGCAAGCGGUUAGGAGGCAAUUUAGGAGACUUAGAUAUCACACCCAAGGCCAGUCCCCUAUAAGGUCUUAGGUGCGAGAGUUUUCCGGGAGUAAAGGACAUUCCUUUACCAUAUGGUCUCUCCUACCACAGUAUAGGCAGAGUCCCUCCCUUCUCCUAUGUAAUUUCUUUGGCAACCCCUAAUUGCAUAGGUUCCUCCUCAGACACUUUAACAUUCUCUGGUAUAUUAACUCUGGGGUUAAUGGGUGUAACAAAACGUCUAUUCCUGUUCUUGGUAUAGAGCCUGUCACGAAUUCUAUUAUCUAUAUCAAUGAGGUAAUCAAUAAGGUCCUCUAAGGCAAUAGGAAGCUCCUUAGCUGCUACCUCAUCCAAUAUCGUAUCUGACAAACCUUCCAUGAAGGCAGUAGUUAACCCAUUGUUGGUCCAAUCUACCUGCGAAGCAAGAGUGCGAAACUGAAUAGCAUAAUCAGCCACAGACCUAGAACCCUGUUUAAUUCUCAUUAAUGCUCUCGCGGCAUUCUUUGACCUUUUCAUUGUGUCAAAAGUUCUACGAAAAGCCGUAAGAAAACUGUUGAAAUCAUGUACCAUAGGUCCAUUAGCUUCCCAAAUAGGAUUUGCCCACUCAAGUGCCUUAUCGGUAAGUUGGUGCAUAAAGAACCCAACCUUAGACCUCUCUGUGGGAAAUGAACGUGGAUACAUUUCGAAGUGAAAUUCAAUCUGAUUAAUAAACCCUCUGCAAGUCUUAGAGUCCCCUCCAUACCUAGGAGGAGGUGUUAAAUGGGCCGAAGUAUUAGGCAAAGUAGAUACUUCAGGGAGAAGGGGCGUAGGAGGGUUAGGUGUGGUUGCUGGAACGGUUCUAGCUAGGAGCGUCUGGAGAGCCUGAGCUAUCUGAUCCAUACGGUGAUCCUGCUCUACAAAUCUUGCCUCAUGGGACGCCAUCUGUUGAGCUAAAUCUGCGGGGUCCAUGGCCCUAUCGUAAUGUAACGAGAAUAUACCCCUACACGCAGGAUCCAGCUAAACAGAAGCCAAUACAGAGGAGAGAUACGUCUACCGGACCUUAGAAUGGCCGGACUCGACGUAUAUGAGAGGAGACAGAGCCAGGAACAAACCGAGGUCAAGGGCACAGAGAGACAGCGUAAACUAGGACAAGCCGGGGUCUGGUACACGGAAAACAGCAAGCCGGCAAACAGUACAGAUAAGGAUAAAGCGAAAACGAAGUCAGAAUACGAAGCCAAAGUCAAUACGAGAAAACACAACUGAACACCACAAGCGCUAAAGGGAACUGAAACAGAAACCACGAUAGGGCAACGAGCUAAGGGAAAAAGGUAAGUUUAAAUAGCUUUUAAACGAAAGUGAUUGGCUCCUGUCACUUCCACACCCCCAAAAGGUAAUUGUAUAGGGAGUGUGGUAUGACAGGAGCCAAUGGGAGCCUUUUGGCAAUUAGGCUCCCACUGUCUCUUUAAGAGCGCGCCCGAGACUCGCGGCGCGCUCUUAGUUUCAGGCGGGACACGUGACCGCUUCACGCGGUCACUGCCCGCCCUCCAUCUAAAGCAGUCGGAUGAGCCGCGUGCGGCUCGUGCAGCCGCAGGACCGCGCGCGGCUUGAAGAGAGGACCGCGACCGGCCCCCGGUUAAGGUAAGUAACGCUACAUAGUGAUAGCCUUACUAUAUUUCUCUUAAAACGUCCUCUCCUUCUGAUGCAGGUUGCUUUGUACUCCAAAACAAUCAGUGCUGUCAGUGGCUGAGCCUGGCACACACCUAUUAUGAGAAUGAGGAGGCCAGCUUAUAGUGUAUCAUUGUGCAAAGUUUUUGUUUUUUUUAAAAGAUUUGAUAAUGUUUAAAUAAAUAGUUAGAAUAUUGCAUAUUAAUGAGGCUAAAAUCUAUCAAAUGCAUAAAGUUGUUUUGAUGCCAGGAGUGUCCUCUUAGAUUUAAUUUGCACGGUCGGAGUGCCUCCAAUACUUUUUAACUUCUUAGGUUUCUUUGUGUGAGUUUUAUUCACCAGAGUCUGUGUGGUGCAAUGAAACUACAUUAUUAGACUUUGUGUAUUCAAGAAGUGUAUGUGGGAGGGGCAAAGUUUGGCGGUUGAUCCGAACAGACACUCUGUCGAUGGGUUCCACAAGCUAUAUCACCUUACUAGCAACAAGAAAAACUGGCCCUAGAAGAGAGUACUACAGGGCUUUUGCCCAGUCUGCAGCCAAAGAUGACUCAUAAGGCUGGGGACUAGGUACCUAUGAAAGCAGAGAUGCUCGGGAAAAUGCUGGGUGAUCUCCGGAAGACCAUUCAGGUGGAUGUGGCCAUUCUCCGCACCGACCUCACAGGCCUGGUUGGUCACCUGAAAGUGGUGGAGGUCUCCUUGGAAACCAACACAAAGUCCUUUACAGAGCUUCAACUUAAAGUGCAUACACUCAAUCUUCUAGGUACUAACAUUUUCAUUAGCAAGAAUAUACAACAGACAAGAGGUCACGCAUUGAAACUGGAAGUAAGGCGUUUUCACUUACAGAAAAGAAAAGCAUUCUUGUAGUGUAAGAACUAUAAAGAUGGUGGGAUUCUCUACCCAAGGGUUGUCUUCUCACAUUCUUUAGAUCUAUUUAGAGAAAAAAAGUAAAAGUAUGGAUAAUUUUCUGAAAAAUAAGAUUAUUCCAGGAUAUAAAUUGAUAUAGGCUAUUGAUCCAUGGAGAAAUGAGUGCCAUUUUAUUUUAUAUUCCUCUUUUGUGAUAUAAUUGGCAAUUGCUUCAAAUAGGUUUUGAGUUUUUGAUUGACAUGGACUUGAGACUUUUUUUUAUUUAUUUAUUUUUAUUUAUUAAGCCUUUAAUUGUAUUUUCUGUUAUGUUGUGUGUCUUUUCAGAUGCUGUUUAAGAAGAAUCUGUUUGUUUUGGCUAUUUCUCUGGCCAAAAGUCAGCACCUGGACAGCGAUGGUCUCUCCGAAAUCUCCCGCCAGUACGGAGACCACCUAUACAGCAAAGGAGACCACGAUGGAGCAAUCCAACAAUAUAUUCGGUAGGGAUUAACAUUUGUAUAAUGCUGCCCUAUGUGUUCCCCAUAUUUGGUUUAUCCAAGUGUUCUUGACACCUGACAUGAUGACACACUACUUGAAAAGGUCAAAUAUAUUUCUCAUGAUAGGAAUUUAGUGUGGAAAUAUUUAGCCAGCCCUGCGUUUUACUCUAGGGAGAUGUCAGGAUAAUAGAAGAGAUAUUGAAAUUAAUUAAAUUUUAAGCAUAUAUGUGGAGUACAAGGAUAAAGUAGAUUUUAUUGGUUUAAAUUAAACUGGAAAAGCUGUAACCCAUUGUCGCUGUUAGGACGUGUCAUAACGCACUAAACAGCGGGGGCUUCUACAACGUAAGGGCGUAAUGACAUGUCCUAACGUCUGUGCGCGUGUAUAUGGGGGGUACUGUUCUACUUUUGAGACAUUGGUGAACACAAUUAUUUGUGUUUUAUUGCAGUAAAAGCCAACAGUAUUCUGACAAUCUGUUAAAAUCCCAUGCAGAACUAAAUUUCUCACAGUUUUUAUUCAUGUUAUGUUUUUAUAUAUAAAUGUGAUGUAAUAUGAUAUAUAAUAAGUGUGGGUGCUCUAAAUAUGAAAGAGGUAAAUUAUGGUUGAACAGGCAUAUAGUGCAAAUUCCAGGUUUUGUUUUGGAUCAGGACUUGGACAUUUGCCUCCUCCGUUAAAGAACAGCUUAUUUUUAUUUUAUCUACUGCUCGAUUACUCUACAGUAUAUCUACAUUCUGUCAUAAGUAAUGCACAUCUUUCUGGUAUCUUUAUAGAAAUAUUCUCUUAUCAGCAAGGAUAUUGCUGUUCGACUACCAUAUAAAUUCUUAAGUAUUUGGAAUUUAUUCUUGAUAUAAAAAAAUAUGGUGAGGCCAAACAUGAUACAAAAAAAGUUAUGCAUCACCUGCAUUUCUCAAGUUUGACUAUGAGGGGCCUUUCUUGGGCAUAUAAACCUGACAAAUCACAUUUCCUCAACUAUCCCUUUCUUGUGCAUAUACACCCGACAAAUCAUGUUUCCACAACUACAGUUGCAAGAAAAAGUAUGUGAACCCUUUGGAAUGAUAUGGAUUUCUGCACAAAUUGGUCAUAAAAUGUGAUCUGAUCAUCAUCUAAGUCACAACAAUAGACAAUCACAGUCUGCUUAAACUAAUAACACACAAAGAAUGAAAUGUUGCCAUGUUUUUAUUGAACACCCCAUGUACACAUUCACAGUGCAUGUGGGAAAAGUAUGUGAACCCCUAGACUAAUGACAUCUCCAGUAGCUAAUUGGAGUGAGAUGUCAGCCAACUGGAGUCCAAUCAAUGAGAUGAGAUUGGAGGUGUUGGUUACAGCUGCCCUGCCCUAGAAAAAACACACACCAGUUCUGGGUUUGCUUUUCACAAGAAGCCUUGCCUGAUGUGAAUGAUGCCUCGCACAAAAGAGCUCUCAGAAGACCUACGAUUAAGAAUCGUUGACUUGCAUAAAGCUAGAAAGGGUUAUAAAAGUAUCUCCAAAAGCCUUGCUGUUCAUCAGUCCACGGUAAGACAAAUUGUCUAUAAAUGGAGAAAGUUCAGCACUGCUGCUACUCUCCCUAGGAGUGGCUGUCCUGUAAAGAUGACUGCAAGAGCACAGCCCAGACUGCUCAAUGAGGUGCAGAAGAAUCCUAGAGUGUCAGCUAAAAACUUACAAAAGUCACUGGCAAAUGCUAACAUCCCUGUUAGUGAAUCUGCAAUACGUAAAACACUAAACAAGAAUGGAUUUCAUGGGAGGAUAUCACAGAGGAAGCCACUGCUGUCCAAACAAAACAUUGCUGACUCUUACAGUUUGCACAAGAGCACCUGGAUGUUCCACAGCAGUUCUGGCAAAAUAUUCUGUGGACAGAUGAAACCAAAGAUUAAGGGCAGGGCAGCUGUGUUUGGAAGAAACACACAACACUGUGUGGUGAAAAAAAGGCACAGCACACCAACAUCAAAACCUCAUCCCAACUGUGAAGUAUGGUGGUGGGGGCAUCAUGGUUUGGGGCUGCUUUGCUGCGUCGGGGCCUGGACGGAUUGCUAUCAUCGAAGGAAAAAUGAAUUCCCAAGUUUAUCAAGACAUUUUGCAGGAGGCCAUCUGUCUACCAGCUGAAGCUCUACAGACAAUGACCCAAAGCAUAGAAGUAAAUCAACAACAGAAUGGCUUAAACAGAAGAAAAUACGCUUUCUGAAGUGGCCCAGUCAGAGUCCUGACCUCAACCCGAUUGAGAUGCUGUGGCAUGACCUCAAGAAAGUGAUUCACACCAGACAUCCCAAGAAUAUUGCUGAACUGAAACAGUUCUGUAAAGAGGAAUGGUCAAGAAUUACUCCUGACCGUUGUGCACGUCUGAUCUGCAACUACAGGAAACGUUUGGUUGAAGUUAUUGCUGCCAAAGGAGGUUCAACCAGUUAUUAAAUCCAAGGGUUCACAUACUUUUUCCACCUGCACUGUAAAUGUUUACAUGGUGUGUUCAAUAAAAACAUGGCAACAUUUCAUUCUUUGUGUGUUAUUAGUUUAAGCAGACUGUGAUUGUCUAUUGUUGUGACUUAGAUGAUGAUCAGAUCACAUUUUAUGACCAAUUUGUGCAGAAAUCCAUAUCAUUCCAAAGGGUUCACAUACUUUUUCUUGCAACUGUAAAUCAUAAGGCAGAGUUACCAACUUGACAUUCAAAUGAGCAAAGACAGGCAUCAUGUUUGAGGUUGCAUACUGGUUUCCUGCAGACUCCCUUAGGAAUGUUCUCUGAGUAACGCUGCCAUUAAAUUUACCAAUUGGGAACUGAUCUUGCAAACUGACAUUCGCUUAAAGGUCCACUAUAGUGCCAGGAAAACAAACUAGUUUUCCUGGCACUAUAGUAUUAAUAGGUCCCUCCCGCUGGGCUGAAGGGGUUAAAAUCUUACCUUUCUCCAGAGCCGGGUUCCCUCUGCGCUGGGGACUCUCCUCCUCCUUCGGACAGCACCAGCUUAAUGCGCAAUGCGAAUGAGCCGCGCGCGCAGUCAGUCCAUAGGAAACCAUUCGCAAUGCUUUCCUAUGGACGCUGGCGUCUUCUCACUGAGAAAAUCAGUGAGAAGCACGGAAGCGUCUCUAGUGGCUGUCAAUGAGACAGCCACUAGAGGCUGGAUUAACUGAAGCUGCUAUGUUUACAGCAGGCAGGGUUAACCCUAGAUGGACCUGGCACCCAGACCACUUCAUUGAGCUGAAGUGGUCUGGGUGCCUAUAGUAGUCCUUUAAGGCUCACUGCUUAAAAAAAGAGAAGCUGACCUCUUAUAAAACCUUCUGGGUUCGAUUUUUAAAACACAGCUUUUUUGGGGGCGCUAAACUUUAAAUUGUGUGAAUUGAAAUACCAAAUUGUGACUAUAACUGACUUUCCAUAUUGGAUAUUUUAGAUGACAUUUUGCAAUUUGAUUUUUUUAUUUUUUUUUAUUUACUAUUUUGUUUGAACAUUCUUCUUAGAAAAGAAUGUAGCGCUGUGUAAAGUUCCACAGUCCACCUCCUUCUGUUUCCUCACCCCCCUUUUUUUCUUUUGUUUAUGUCCUUCUCUCCAUGUUUGUCCAUCUGUCUAAAUACACUUUUCCAUUUAUUGCUUUUUCCGUUCUUGCUUCCAGAACAAUAGGAAAAUUGGAGCCUUCAUAUGUCAUCAGAAAAUUUCUAGAUGCCCAGAGGAUACAUAAUUUGACAGCUUAUCUUCAGGCUUUGCACCACCAGUCUUUGGCUAACGCUGAUCACACAACGCUGCUUCUGAACUGUUACACAAAGCUAAAGGACAGUGCCCGUCUCGAGGAAUUUGUCAAGGUGAGCUGCAUUAAUUUACAGUAAUUAAUCAAAAUUUUGGCCAUUUGUUUGACAGCCUAAAAAAUAAAAAAGGCAUGAGUAAUGGAUCUUUAAAUAUUACAAAUGAGUGGCGACUGUUAGUGCCUCUGUCUUUCUGUGCCACCCAAUAGAUCAUAAGGCUUUAAAUACCUUAAGUUCUGUCCAGUUAACUUCUAUUUUAUUCUGUUUGUGCAAUAUUCUAAACAACCUUGUUUCUAAUACCUGUGUAGAAAGAUGAUCUGUUUAUAUAAUACCUUAUACCUUGCUAUUGUUUUUUCAUUCUUUUCUACACCAGGCAAGUGAAGGAGAAGUUCAUUUUGAUGUGGAAAUAGCAAUUAAGGUUCUUCGGCAGGCUGGGUACCACUCACAUGCGCUCUACUUGGCAGAGAAGCAUGCCCAUCAUGAAUGGUAUCUGAAGAUCCAACUAGAGGACAUUAAGGUUAUUAUUCAUAUGAUACAAUCUAAGAGAUUCGAUAUAGGAAAUAAUGUCUUGUUUCACUGUGCUUGGGAGGGCUAGAUGACAUGUCCACCACACAGUCUUGAAGCAACUUUCAUGUUUUGUCAUUUAAGAUUAGAGACCAAUCUCACGGUUAAUAUCUGCGAUGUAGUUGUAAGUGGCCAGUGCUCUCUAAUUAAAAUAUUUUUUUUAAUUUUUUUUCUGAUAUUGGUUUCCUUUUCUCCCAGAAUUUCAAUGAAGCUCUGCGAUACAUUGGGCGCCUUCCAUUUGCUCAAGCUGAGAGCAACAUAAAAUGCUAUGGGAAAACACUCAUGCACCAUGUUCCCAAUGAGACAACUCAGCUGCUAAACAGUUUGUGUACUGACUUUCCUCAGCCAACAGAAGGAAACAAGGUGAGUUUGCCGUGCUCUCUAGUGUAAAAGAACUCCCCAAAGUUCCUUUGCUUUUGUUUUGAAUAAUCGUCUCUUCUCGUUGAAGUGCAAUCCAGAAGAAUUUAUCCCAAUCUUUGCCAAUAAUCCCUGCGAGUUGAAGAUAUUUCUAGAACACAUGACACGGGUACAAAACGACUCGCCACAAGGUGUUUAUGAUACAUUGCUUGAGUUACGACUACAGAACUGGGCACAUGAAAGAGACCCUCAGGUAACUACAACCUUUAAAACAGCCAAUCAGAAUUGUUUGUUUGCAAAGGGGAUUUAAAUAAUUCACACACAGAAACAUUAGGAUGUAACAGCAGGUAAGAACCAUUCGGCCCAUCUAGUCUGCCCAAUUUUCUAAAUACUGUUAUCAGUCCCUGGCCUUAUCUUAUAUCUAAGAUAGCCUUAUGCCUAUCACAUGCAUGCUUUAAGGAACACUAUAGGGUCAGGAACACAAACAUGUAUUUCUGACCCUACAGUGUUAAAACACUAUCUAGCUCCCCUGCCUCACCCUUACACCUGUAAAUAUAGUAAAAUCUUACUUUAUUAUAGUCUGCUGUUGCUGGUUCUGCCCCGAUCUGCCUUCUUGGCUGACCUCAUCAGAAGUGAUGAACAGAGCCAAUCACAAUGCUUUCCCACAAGAAAGCAUUGGCUUGGCUGAGCUUUUCAAGGAGGCAGAUUGGGGUAGAGCUAGCACAAGCCAAACACAGCCGAGGCCGAUCAGCAUCUCCUCAUAUAUACAUUGAAUCAAUGCAUCUCUAUGCGGAAAGUUCUGUGCACAUAUAAGGUCUCCCUGCAAUGGGUGGAGUCCAUAUAUGUGCAGCACUGCCCCAGGAAGCACCUCUAGUUGCCAUCUGAGACAUGGCCAGUGGAGUUAUCCCUAGGUUGUAAUGCAAACACUGCACUUUUACUGAAAAUACAGUGUUUACUGCAAAAAGCUGUAAGGAAAUGAUUAUACUCACCAGAACAAAUACAAUAAGCUGUAGAUGUUCCGGUGACUAUAGUGUCCAUUUAAACUCCCUCACUGUGUUAACCUCUACCACUUCAGCUGGAAGGCUAUUCCAUGCAUCCACUACCCUCUCAGUAAAGUAAUAUUUCCUGAUGAUAUUUUUAAACCUUUGCCCCUCUAAUUUAAAACUUUCCUCUUGUUGUGGGAGGUUUUUCUUUUAAAUAUAGUCUCCUCCUUUACUUUGUUUACUCUCUCGAUCUGUCAGUUUUAAUUGUUGUAGAAAGUCAGUCAGGGGGUUUAGAUCAGUAGUGUAAUGUAAUAAAAAUAAAAAGCGCAUUGAGUUAUCAUGGUUAGUAUAAAAUCUAAAUUGACCCUAGCACCUUUCUACACAGGUGAAGAAACAGCUACAUGAUGAUGCCAUAUCUCUUCUAAAGAGUGGACGCUUCAAGAAUGUGUUUGAUAAAGCUCUUGUUCUGUGUCAGAUGCACAACUUUCAAAAUGGAGUGCUUUACCUGUACGAGCAAGGCAAGCUGUGAGUGCAUUUGAUGUAUCUAAGCACAGCCACUAUACCUGCAGCAAAUUAAAGGACUGUGCAUAUUUGUACAGCUUUAUACCUUUUCAUGUGUAUGGUGUAUGUAUGCACUUUCUAUAACUUUUAUAAAUAUUUUAAAAUAAACAAAUAUAGUAGGCAGAUCUCUGGGUUCAAAUGAAGAUUUGACUUCUGUAACUUAAUUUUUUUUUUUAUGUGCAUAUUGAGGUUUCAGACUCACUGUUUGACUAAAUCCAUUUUCCUAAUACCUUUUUGUGCAUGCAUUGUCCAGUUUCCAACAGAUAAUGCAUUAUCACAUGCAGAAUGAUCAAUACCAGGAGGUGAUCCAAGCUUGCGAGCGCUAUGGGGAACAGGAGAGCUGCCUGUGGGAACAAGCUCUCAGCUACUUUGCACGCAAGGAGGAAGAUUGCAAGGAGCACAUAGCCACAGUACUAGGACAUAUUGAAAGUCGGAAUCUCAUGCCACCCCUGCUUGGUGAGUCAUUCAGAAUAUAUGCAGAAAAAGCAAGAUAUUGCUAUGGCCUUAAGUAAAGAAGUGUUCUUCUGCCCAAAUGAAAAUCUUUUCAGAUACUGGAUGGGAGUGGAGGUGUAUUACAUACAAUGGCUAAGUCAUUAUUAUAUAAUGUUAGUGAUUGUAAAAUACAUUUUGACCUAAACUAGGUUUAUCCCCCCCCCAAAAAAAAUCAAAUCACAAACAUUAGACAUGCUGUUACUAGUAUAAUUCUUCUCUUAUAGUGGUCCAAACUCUGGCCCAUAACUCUACUGCCACCCUGUCUGUGAUCCGGGACUACUUGAUCAACAAGAUGCAGAAGCUGAGUCAGAAGACAGAGGAGGAUGAAAAAACCGUGCGUCAGUACAGAGAAGAUACUGCCCGCAUCCGCAAGGAGAUCCAAGAACUCCGAACUAGGUGAGCCAGGCUGUGGAAACUGACCGUAUGCUGUGAGGCAUAUAGUCUUUCUCAAAAAGCUGUUAAAAUGGAUAUUCCCACUUUUGCAUAGGUUUUUAAGGAAGUACAUCAUACAUUAAUAUGGUUUAACCCUCAAUUUACCAUAGACCACAUCAACUACUUGUUGCCUUUUUUGAAGUUGAUAGAGGUUCAUAAGAUUUGUAGUCAAGUAAGAUUUCCCUUGAAUUACCCCUCCUGCAAUUUGUACAGUUUGCGGAGAAAAGAUGGCAGAAAUGCGACACAAUUUUGUUUUUCUUCUAAGCCCGAAGAUCUUUCAGAAGACUAAGUGCAGUAUCUGUAGCAGUGGGCUGGAGCUGCCGUCUGUGCACUUUUUGUGUGGCCAUUCCUUCCACCAGCACUGCUUUGAGAGUUAUGCCGAAAGUGACUCCGAAUGCCCAACCUGCUCGCCUGAAAACCACAAGGUUCUGGAUAUGAUCCAGGCCCAAGAGGAGAAAAGGGAUCUGUAUGAACAUUUCCAACACCAGGUAUAAUUAAUUAUACACCAUCUCCAGGUGCCAAUGAUGAAUCUUGAUUCUUAUUUUUACGUUUGAUAUCUAUUGUAUCUAGUAUUAAUAUAAUGACCAUAGCUCUGUAUUUUUAAAACCAUUGCAUGCUUGUCAGUUUUGCCACGUAUUGCUACUAAUUUAUUAUAUAGUGCUCUGAAUUGUGCAUAUGCCCUUCAGUACCAAUUUGGACUGCUGGCUGUAGUCUUCUUUUAGCCAUGUUUAUCGAUUUUAUAUAAUUAGCAACGGCUCAUUCUUGAAUGGCUGACCAUUUGAUUUGUUAACUAAACAAUGAAUUGAAAACCAACUUCAGUCUCAAAUAGCCACAGGGCAGCUACAGUUAGGUGAAUUUUAUAACUUUUUGGUUUUAUAUUUUCUGAUUCUAUAUUCAGUUCACUUUAAUUCACAUUUUAAUGAAUAAAUUCAAGCAUGAAAGUAAAGAUGUAAGAUUCUACGUUUGCUGUGUCAAAACGGAUAUGUUACACUUCACUGAUAAACUCCAAGAAGCUUACUCGAUCUCUAGCGUGGAUGGGAUCAACCUGGUAUUUACAUUUCAAAGUGCCGUAUGCCUGGGUUUAUAUUAAAAUUCAAAUGACAUAGGUUCCCUCCUUCACACAAGUCAACUAAAAAUAAAAUGUUUAAAGACCUAAGUGGGAGACAUUAGGUUAACAAAGUUUUUAACAAUUCUCAAUGUGUUACUAUGUUUUGUUUUAUAUCAUGAAGUCUAGUAAUGGCUAUGGCUUAAUUAGGGCGAUUUCCACAAUCUAGAGUAGGCAUAGGCAACCUUUGGUACUCCAGAUGUUUUGGACUACACCUUCCAUGAUGCUUUGCCAGCACUAGGGGUGUCAAAGCAUUAUGGGGGAUGCAGUCCAAAACAUCUGGAGUGCCAAAGGUUGCCUAUCCCUGAUCUAGAGACUAGAAUGAACACGCAGUGACUAUACUUUGGGAGUAACCCAUAACACUUAUGCAUCAUUUCCUGUAUAACAUCAGUUGCUACCUGGCAAGAGCACCGAGCCAGUACCAAAAUGAAGACACAGAAAGAGGCGGUACAUACUAUCUCUAAAUCAAGUGGUCAGCAAAUAUUGUGCUAUAAGAUGAGAUAUAGAUAUAGAUAGAAACUGGCCUUUGCUUCAUGAGAUGAUUUGGAAACAAAAACUUAUACAAGAACGUUUCACCAGUCAGAAGGUUCUUUGUCUAUUCACUUACACUGUAAUUCAUUUCAGAAAAGAGUUGUGUAAAGCACACUAAAUUACUUAAUAUGGCAGUUAGAGUCCUCUGGAAGCAAUAAAAAAACAAAAAAAAAAUUCUGUAUUUGCACAGCUAUCUAAUUGGCAAUAGCUAGGAACUUGGCAUAUUGUAACCAUUGCAAAGAUUUAUAGUAUGUAGACCCUGGGUGGAACUCCUCUUCCCUAAACAGAUGGCUUUCUAUAAAAAAAUCUUGUCCAAGCUCAUUGCCUUUUUAUGUAAGAUCCUUCAGAACUCUACAUUGUGGUAAUUUUGUCUUUUCAGAUGAAAUGCUCCAGUGAUGGAUUCAGUGUGAUAGCAGAUUACUUUGGACGAGGAGUGUUCAACAAACUGACACUGAUCACAGACACACCAGCUGGGAAAGUGAGUACAUCCAAGGAUGCUGGACUACAACGGGAGCUGUUGAUAAAUACCAAGAGAUAUGCUUAAAGAAGUUAAUUUUGAAGAGUAGGAUUCUAUUCAAAAUGGUAUGUCUUAACAUGCUCUCAUCUUAAGUGGACAAAGGCUAAGCCAACUUCCGUACUUGCACUGGAAACUCCAUCAAAUUCUAGAAGAGACUAGCCGGUCCAGCCUUUAUAGCAAGCCUUUUAUAUUAAAAAUUGAGGAGGAUGGGCUUUGUCUGAUAAAGCAUGGCCUUUCACAGUUGGGGGUAACAAAUGCUAAAGAAGAAAUGUUUCCAGCUUGGGAGAAACGACCUGUGAAGUGGAACAAAGCUCAUAUUUCUCCAAAUCGGUCAACCUUUUGCUUCUUACACUAAAUAACGUUAACUCAUUCCCCAACAUGUACAUCACCAAAUCACUUCUCAAGGAUCUACUUUCAUGUUAUUAGUAACCUUUUGGCCCAUUCUAAGCAGCCCUGACAACUUAAGUGAAAAUGUUUCACAGGCAAGUGAAUGUGAUGUAAUUGCGAACAUCUUAAAUUAUGUAGAGCUGUGGCCAUCUGGUGCCAGGAAUUAUUGAUGAAUUUGCAACAAAAAAAUGCACAUGCAGUGGAUCUUCCAUCUUAUAUUUUAGGUAUAACUUAUCAAAGCUACCGUAUACCAUUUGCCUUUUUGGUGUGUUCAAUAAAUAAUCAUCAAUCCAGAGUUGCCUGCAUGCCAUUUGUGGUUUCCUAGCAAACUGCAGAUGUUACUUAGAAAUAAAUCACUAAUUUUAUACAUUGACGAAUAGUGUUGCUUUGUAGAGUUCUGUUAUUGAUGUCCUGCAGGAUUACUUUGGUAAGAAGAUAUGUCCUUAUCUGUGGCUUUUGUCUUGUCAAUAAAAAACAGAAUAUUCUAAGAAAUAAAAACACGUAAUGUAAUGCAUUUGCAUUUCAACUGAAAUUAAGAUUGUUUUUUAAAUAUUAAACAUUGAGGCCCUUGUUCCAUCUGUUUUUUUGUUGUUGUUUUUUUUAGUUAAUAUGCGCUGAAAUGUAUGUUUUUUUUAAAAUUUAUUUUCUUGUGCAAAUGUAAACCGAAAGUGUUUCAACAUAAAUUUUGUCACAACCGCUCUCAUAGCUAAUAAAACUGUAUUGCCAAUCCAUGCCACAUUACCUACUCAUAUUUCAGUAUGUCACAUUGCAUACAUUUUGUUUGCCCACAUCCACACCACAUUGUCUACACAUUUGUUAGUCUUCAUGAUCCAUGCCACAUUUAUUUGACCUGCAUUACCCAGACACUGCAGUGAUGACUCUCAGCCUCUGUCACUGAUGGGAAGACUGGCUGGCAGUGGCUGCUAGUACUGCUUAUAUUGGUUCCCAGGUGCACCAUGCUGAGAAUCUUGGCCACACACCUGAUUGACGCUGUACGACUCUGGUAAAGAAUGAUGACCUCCUUUACACGUGGCCCUGUGAUUCUUGGCUGUGUACCGUGAGACACAUUGACAUAUUGAUGGAGUGUGAAAUUCAC
Pelobates cultripes (western spadefoot toad) is the source of this 42683-nucleotide messenger RNA. The record is from the annotation of a GenBank genome assembly. Lineage: Eukaryota; Metazoa; Chordata; Amphibia; Anura; Pelobatidae.